Messenger RNA from Neurospora tetrasperma FGSC 2508, 345 nucleotides. RefSeq lists its product as uncharacterized. Lineage: Eukaryota; Fungi; Ascomycota; Sordariomycetes; Sordariales; Sordariaceae. The coding region runs from base 1 to 345 and encodes 114 amino acids. The transcript has 3 exons. The record is from RefSeq and is a predicted model, not a curated record.
AUGAAGCUCAAAGAGAAGUCAUCGUCAAUUUCCAUGACUGGUAAAAGCCGACUUGUUAUUACCCAGACUCCAGACUUCAUAUCCGCCAUCUGCAAGUCUAAUACAACACCGCCUACGAUCUCAACUCAGAACGGCAGCUCUACUCGCGCCCGUGACUCCAGUUGGCCAGUCCAUGUGGCCGUGCGCUCCAUGGUUCUUGCGAUGUCCCGAAAAUCCCAGAGGCCGUUCGUCGGCAUCACGGCUGGAACGGCAUCGACGGGGAAGACAAACAGCCCCAUCAUACGUAUCGCUCUGAUAUCAGAUUCAUCGCCGACAGCCUCCAGGUCAGGCGGCUUGAGUCCGUGA